AUGAGCCCCAAUAUGAUCUCCAUCUCCAGUGCCCACUCAUUCAGCUCCAGAAUGACUGUGGCUCAGAGAAAAGAAGCAAAUGCACUUAGAAAGACUCUGAAACCCUUAAUGGAAAAGAGAAGGCGCGCUCGCAUCAAUGAGAGCAUCAACAAGUUAAAGGCGCUCAUUGUACCUCUGGUCGGCAAAGAUACUUCACGCUAUUCAAAGCUGGAGAAAGCCGACGUUCUUGAAAUGACCGUUAGAUACUUCAAAGAUCUCCCAUCCUCACCAGUUAAAGCACAAGCAGACAGUUACAGACAGGGCUAUGAAGCCUGCCUGCAGCGCGUCUCCGCGCUUCUCCCACGCACGAGCCUAGACCAAGAAACCUGCGCGCGCGUGCACGACUUCAUCCAACAGUCAAUGCGCUCGGUCCCGGCCUGCCACAAGUGCAACAAACAGACCCCCAGCAAGCUCUCAUCCAUCCAGCAAGAGCGACCGCUGAGCCAGAAGUCAAACCUGAUCCCACAAAGCGAUAACCGUGCAAGCAUCAUUGAAUCGAAUUCUGCCAGAGCUCAGGUUGCACCCCAGGCUGCCAUGCAGAACAUGUGGAGACCCUGGUAG
This is a messenger RNA of Trichomycterus rosablanca, 600 nucleotides long. RefSeq names its product hes family bHLH transcription factor 2, tandem duplicate 1 (gene hes2.1). The coding region runs from base 1 to 600 and encodes 199 amino acids. The transcript is spliced from 4 exons. Gene Ontology annotation, molecular function: RNA polymerase II cis-regulatory region sequence-specific DNA binding; protein dimerization activity; DNA-binding transcription factor activity, RNA polymerase II-specific. The record is from RefSeq and is a predicted model, not a curated record. Gene Ontology annotation, biological process: regulation of neurogenesis; anterior/posterior pattern specification; regulation of transcription by RNA polymerase II. Gene Ontology annotation, cellular component: nucleus. NCBI's taxonomy places the organism in Eukaryota, Metazoa, Chordata, Actinopteri, Siluriformes, Trichomycteridae.